Scheffersomyces coipomensis is the source of this 1563-nucleotide messenger RNA. RefSeq names its product putative serine/threonine protein kinase (gene SHA3). NCBI's taxonomy places the organism in Eukaryota, Fungi, Ascomycota, Pichiomycetes, Serinales, Debaryomycetaceae. Gene Ontology annotation, biological process: mitotic DNA damage checkpoint signaling; protein phosphorylation. Gene Ontology annotation, molecular function: ATP binding; protein serine/threonine kinase activity. The record is from RefSeq and is a predicted model, not a curated record. Gene Ontology annotation, cellular component: nucleus. The transcript has a single exon. Bases 1 to 1563 code for a protein of 520 amino acids.
AUGACAUUAAAUAUUUUACCUUUACUAGACGCCACUACUACAUCUAUACCUCAAUCAUAUGUAUCUCCCAAACCAAUACCUACCAAUCCAAAUCUGAUUCUCUUAAAUGGAUUCAUGAUGAAUGGAAACUUAAAAUUUGUUAAGAAAAUCGGUGCCGGUACUUAUGGAUUAAUUUAUCUUGUUCAAGAUAUAACUACUGGAAAACAAUUUGCUGCAAAAAUGUUAUUAAAAGAUCCUCCCUUAAAGCAUGCCUCACCUAAAGAUGCUGGCGAAAAUAAAAAGUAUAUUCAAAGAAAGAUCUUUGAAUAUUUUGCAUCUCAUCCAAGAGCUGUUGCUAAUGAAAUUGAUUUAAAUUUAAUUAAAAAUGAUGGUUUACAUUGUCCAUUCUUAAGAGAAAUCGCUUUACAUUUAAAAGUUCAUCAACAUCCAAAUAUCAUUACUAUUCAUAAAGUUUUAAAUCUUGAUAAUUUAGCCAUUAUUAUUCUUAUGGAUUAUUUCGAACAAGGAGAUUUAUUUAAUAAUAUCAUUGAUAAUGAAAUCUUUCAAAGACAUCAACCUGAACAUUUAAAACAAUUAUUAAUGAAAAAUGUUAUGUUACAAUUAAUUGAAGCCAUUGAAUAUUGUGAUCAAAAUGGUAUUUAUCAUUGUGAUUUAAAACCAGAAAAUAUCAUGAUUAAUUAUAAUCCAAAUUAUAAAAGAAAAUCUCUUAAUUCCAUUGUUGAUUAUAAUGAAAUUCAUAUUGUUUUAAUUGAUUUUGGUUUAGCUAUGGAUUCAAAUUUAAUUUGUUGUAAUGCUUGUCGUGGUUCAUCAUUUUAUAUGGCUCCUGAAAGAACUACCAAUUAUAAUACCAACAAUGUCAUCAGAUCCUUAGUUGAUAUGAAACAAUAUCAUUCUAUUGAAAUUAAUAAUACAACUGUUACUCCAUCAAAUUCAAAAUUCUUCCCAACAUUAGCAGGAGAUAUUUGGUCAUUAGGAGUAUUAUUUAUAAAUAUUUCAUGUUCAAGAAAUCCAUGGCCAAUUGCAUCAUUUAAAGAUCAACAAAGUAAUAAUGAUGUUUUCAAAAGUUAUAUUUUAAACAAUAAUAAAAACAUUUUAAGUUCAAUCUUACCAAUCUCAUCAUCAUAUAAUAGAUUAUUAGAUAAAAUUUUCCAAUUAAAUCCAAAUGAUAGAAUUGCAUUACCAAGUUUAUAUAAAGAAAUCAUCAAAUGUGAUUUCUUCAAAGAUCAUCAUCAAUCAAAAUCAAAGAAAGAAGAACAAGUUAGUUCCAAUCCUCAACUUAAUACUCCUCCAGAUACUCAUACCACCAAUUCAUUCAUCGAUGUUGAAGAAGAAGAAGAAGAAGACGAAGAUGAAGAUGAAAGUGAUUACAGUGACGAGGACAUGGAAGAUGAAGUCAAAGAAUAUCAUUCCGCUCGUGAAGAAUAUACUUAUGAGAAAAAUAAUAAAACCAACAAUAACAAUAACAAUACUAAAUCAAGUCCAAAACAAGUGUUUGCUAUGGAAACUCCAGCAAAUAGCGUGGAAGAUUAUGAUAAAAAGAAUUUCAUUGUUACUUAUCAUUAG